AUGGCUGAGACUGCACCCCAAGAACCUCAGAGCAAUGACCAGCUCGUCAAGUCUGAUAACCCAGACCACCCCGCGAACCUAAUUCCUUCCCUUUGCGCCAAGUUUUGGACUCUAGGAUGGGUUACGGGGACCGGCGGCGGAUGCUCCAUUCGUGACGAUGAUCUCGUUUACAUCGCCCCAUCCGGCGUCCAAAAAGAACUCAUGAAACCAUCCGACCUCUACGUCCUCUCCCUGCGCCUCCAGAAUCCCCCAAGCCCCCGCACCUACGUCCGAUCUCCCCCCUCCGGUCGUCCCUCCCAGUGCACGCCCCUCUUCCUCGCCGCCUUCACGAAGCGCAACGCCGGAUGCUGCAUCCACACUCACUCCCAGUGGGCCGUCCUUGUCACUCUCCUCCUCGAGGCCGACGCCGACUCGGGCCGCCGCAAGGUCUUCGAGAUCAACAACAUCGAGCAGAUCAAGGGCUUCGGCAAGGGUUUCGCCAAGUCGGGCAACUUGGGGUACCAUGAUACUUUGAGGAUUCCCGUCAUUGAGAACACGGCGCACGAGGAGGAUCUUACCGAGUUUAUGGAGGAGGCGAUGGAGGAGUUUCCGGAUACGUAUGCGGUGCUUGUGAGGAGGCACGGUGUCUACGUGUGGGGUGAUAACGUGCACAAGGCUAAGACCAUGUGUGAGAGCCUUGAUUAUCUGUUCCAAUUGGCGGUGGAGAUGAGGAAACUUAGUAUUCCGUGGAUCAGCGACAUUCCUGUCGUGCAACCAAAGAAGCUCACUGGACAGUAG
Scedosporium apiospermum is the source of this 777-nucleotide messenger RNA. Its product is annotated as Methylthioribulose-1-phosphate dehydratase. Gene Ontology annotation, molecular function: metal ion binding; methylthioribulose 1-phosphate dehydratase activity. The record is from RefSeq and is a predicted model, not a curated record. The coding region runs from base 1 to 777 and encodes 258 amino acids. Lineage: Eukaryota; Fungi; Ascomycota; Sordariomycetes; Microascales; Microascaceae. The transcript has 2 exons. Gene Ontology annotation, cellular component: cytoplasm.